Messenger RNA from Dissoconium aciculare CBS 342.82, 315 nucleotides. RefSeq lists its product as uncharacterized. NCBI's taxonomy places the organism in Eukaryota, Fungi, Ascomycota, Dothideomycetes, Mycosphaerellales, Dissoconiaceae. The annotation marks the transcript as partial. The record is from RefSeq and is a predicted model, not a curated record. The transcript has a single exon.
AUGCGUUUCACCGUCGCCGCCGCCAGCGUCAUCGCUUUCGCUGCUUCCUCCAGCGCCUCCCUCAUCACUGUCACCAACAACUGCGCCAACUCGGUCUUCCUGACCAGCACCAACAGCGCCCAGCAGACCAACGGCCCCAACGAGCUCAAGGCCGGAGCCAACUAUGUCACCCAGAUUGUCGGACAGGGCAACAGCCUCGGCGUCACCUUGAACAGCGACUACUACUCGCCCAACACCGCCAAGCUCAUUCUGGGCACCUCGACCGCCUCUGGCACUCUCUACUGGAGCGUCAGCAGCGUCAACGGCAACCCCUUC